Molecule: messenger RNA, 2196 nt
Organism: Gadus morhua (Atlantic cod)
Lineage: Eukaryota; Metazoa; Chordata; Actinopteri; Gadiformes; Gadidae
Product: tripartite motif-containing protein 35-like
Exons: 2
Coding region: 539-1843 (434 amino acids)
Molecular function (GO): zinc ion binding
Source: RefSeq, a predicted model, not a curated record
GUGCAUAAAUAUUCAUUGCUUAGAAUUCAAUGGCUUUUUAUCUUCAAAAUCCGUAAGAAAAAAAAAAGUACUUCCAUAGGCAGUCAUGUAUCAUUUACUGGGCUAUGAAGAUGUCAGCAGGAAGGCCUAAAGUAGUUUCAAAGUUGUAUAUUUAUUUGAACAUAAUAAGAGGGUUGGCGCAAAGAAAUGGCCUAAGGCAAAAAUAAAUAAAUAUAAAAAACAACUCGGUGUGCAAUAUGUUUUCAUGAGUCACUUUAUCCGCCUCCAUAUUCAAAGCAGACGUUCAGAAACAAUUGAAUAACAACUAAAAAGCAAAAAGAAAUAUAAUAAUAUUUUCAAAUAAUUAUAAAUAAAUGCAUUUAGGAACUGUGGACCUAGUGGCCACUCCCUUAUAAUAGUGAGGGAGACUUUCACACAGUGAUUCCACGUCACUACUCAAAGUGAAACUUUGAAAGUGAAAGCAAAAGCGAGCCAAUGAGAGAACGCCAAGACUCGCAUACGGGUCGGAUCAGUCGUUUUGUAUCACUCUGUUACUACAAUGGCGGACAUAACAUCCCUAGUGAACGAUCUGUCCUGUUCGGUUUGCCAUGACAUCUUUAACGACCCUGUUAUCCUAUCGUGUAGUCACAGUUUCUGCAAAGGCUGUCUGCAGAGUUGGUGGACUCAAAGCCAGGAACACCGGUGUCCACUUUGCAAGAGAUCUUCAAAGACCGAACCACACAGGAAUAUUGCUCUGAAGAACCUGUCGGAAGCCUUCCAGCAGGGGAACGCGGAUCUAUGCCCUCUGCACAGUGAGAAACUCAAGCUCUUCUGCCUCGAUGACCUGGAGACGGCGUGUCUCAUCUGUCGAGAUUCUGAAAAACACGCCAACCACAGAUUCCUUCCUGUGGAUGAAGCUGCCCCGAGCCACAGGAAAGAAAUUCAGGAAUUACUAAAAUCCCAGAAGGUAGAGUUAAACGACUUUGUUGAGACCAAGAGAAAGUGUGAUCAAAUAGCAGCACACAUUAAAGUCCAGACCGCGCACACCGAGAGACAGAUUCAAAAGGAGUUUGAGAAGCUUCACCAGUUUCUCCAAGAUGAAGAGAAGUUCAGGAUCACUGCGCUGAGAGACGAAGAGCAGAUGAAAGGUCAGAAAAUAAAGAAGACGAUUGAGGAACUUUCGAGGCAGAUAGAAACCAUUUCACACACAGUCUCCGAGAUGGACGAGCAGCUGGGGGCUGGAGACGUUUCCUUCCUGAAGAAGUACAAGGCUACAGCAGAGAAAGCAGCCCAGCCCCGACCCUCGCCGGCUCUACCCGAGGGAGCGCUGCUGGACGUGGCCAAACACCUGGGCAACCUGGCCUACGCAGUCUGGAAGAAGCUGGAGGAGAAGGUCUCCUACUUUCCUGUGAUCUUGGACCCCAACACCGCUGCCCCCGAUCUCCACCUGUCUGAUGAUCUGACCAGCGUGAGGUGUGGAGCGAGACAGCAGCUCCCUGAGAACCCAGAGAGGCUGGAGUAUGGCGUGCUGGGAUCAAGGUCACUUGAAUCAGGGACCCGCACCUGGGAGGUAGAGGUGGGAGACAGCGCCCACUGGGAGCUGGGUGUUGGCAAUGGUAUCAACAGAAAAUCUGAUCUAGAAUCGGCACUUACACAAUCGGUUGAUAUCCCAGCGAUGCAGAAGUUACAGAGGAUCAGAAUGACGUGGAAUCCGACCACUCAUGAAAUGUCCAUCAGUGAUCCUAAAACCAACCAGACAAUAAGCUCAUGUGGGCACCCAUUAAUGUCUCUAUUACCAUUUAUCCAUUCCACUGAUGCAGUUCCUUUGAGUAUUUGCCCAGGGAAGAACCUGCCUGGGAGUUAGGAACGAUGUGAGUGUACCUGUACUGCUGUUUAUUUCUGUGUUGUUAAUCAUAUUCUGUAUUGUCCUUGUUGAUCUGUAAGCGAUGGAAAACAGAAAAAUAAUUUAAAUAAUGCAAAUAAUAAUGUUUAGACAUGCAUGUUUUCUUGGACACAUGCUGAAAGACGAAUGUUGUAUGGUUUCGUCAGAUCAUGUUUAGGUUUAUAUGAUGUGGAAAUGUAUUACUAAGUUUGACUGGGUAAAAUGUUGUGUAAAUGUAUUACUAAUUAAGUUAAACAGGAUACGUGAUGUCUAAAUGUGUGACAUAGUCAUUAUAUUAUUAUUAAUUAUGUCAUUAAAUCGAACAGGGUGAUUGA